Messenger RNA from Sclerotinia borealis F-4128, 801 nucleotides. NCBI's taxonomy places the organism in Eukaryota, Fungi, Ascomycota, Leotiomycetes, Helotiales, Sclerotiniaceae. The record is from the annotation of a GenBank genome assembly.
AUGCUUUUUAAUACGUUUGCUAAUACUGGCUGGCUUCUUUCUAAGGAGAAGGGCUAUGGCAAUGACAAUGGAAUUUGUCCUCAUUGCGGAACUCUGCCUCCUCAGCCAACAUCUUCAAGAAGACAGCGAUCAUGGGCUAUCCUAAUCAUGAUAUAUGGCUUGGUCACGGCAUUUACGCUGAUUGGCAUGGCUUCAUUGCUAUCUUCAAAUCAAAGUAACUUCCUCAAAUUGCCAGCAAUGAAGUCAAGUCAUCGACCAUCAUUGUGGAGUCCAUUUAGAGAUGGACUUCAGUAUGAAAUUGAAACAGCUCCAUCAGAUCUCUGGGCCAAUAAAAUAUACAUGGGAGAGCCAUGCAAUGAAUCAGAACGCGCAUGGAAUAGGCUUAUACAUCCAAAUAGAGGGCAUGGAAUUAGGCUCUACCGUGAGGAAGCUGCGCGUUUGGAUAUCAACAAGAGUAUACUCUUACCGGACAACAAUUUCGCCGUCAUUCUCACGGUUCACCACAAUCUUCACUGUCUGAGACGACUCCGACAAUCCUUUUUCCCAGAUCAUUAUUACGCCAACUGGACCGACGAAGACCGAGCAGACGAUCGACAUCACGCAUUACAUUGUCUCGAAUCCCUUCGCUCGUCCAUGAUCUGUCAACCAGAUCUAGCACCUCUCCCAUACUACUGGUCGGGCAAUAUAAGACAUGAUAUGAACGCAAGUCCACAAUCCAAGCGCGAAUGUGUUAAUUGGGAUGUCUUUUCGGAAUAUCUUAAGGGGAGAAGCUAUCAGAGAUCCGAGAUGAUUCAUGAUUGA